GAUUGCGGCCGAUAACAGCCUGCGUUGAAAUUUUAAAGUUUUCCCUUCCAAUUUCACAAUUGCAAUAAUUUUACCAAUUGAUUGACUGCAAAAUGGAGAAGUUCGUGCGGGACACGCUGUCCAAGUGCCUAGACUGCGUGGUCACGGACCAAAUGAUGGCCGCCAUACUGAGCAUCAAGGAUGACUACGAGUUCGACAGCUACUUUGGCAAUCUGCUGAGCAAGGACGACGAGGAGCACCGCAUGUUCCUGCUGAACUGCCGCCGGAUGCUCCUGAGUGGCAAGCAGCCCAGGAACAAUGGCAAAAGUCGCACGCCCACCAAACAACUGGCGCCCACAUCGUCGCCAAAGGUUCAGCAGUCAAAUCCAGGGAGCCAGGGGGCCAAAGGCAAGUCGGGAAAGUAUGUGAAUCUCUAUGCCAGCGAUGGCCGGGUUCAGGGCGACACCAUACUGCUGAAGGGCCGCAGGCACUGCGACUGCCAGGCGGCCCAGCACAAGCUGAUCAACAAUUGUCUCGGCUGCGGCAGGAUUGUCUGCGAGCAGGAGGGCAGUGGUCCCUGCCUGUGCUGCGGCGAUCCCGUCCACACGCCCGAGGAGGAGCAGCAGCUGGCCAAGGCUGUCAGGGAGAAGGGCGGCUCAAAGGCCACGGCCUCCAAGCAGGGCAAGAAGAACACCAAGGAGGCGCUGGACAAGGCCCUGGCCCAAAGGGAUCGCCUCCUGGAGUACGACAAGAACAGCGAGAAGAGAACCACGGUCAUAGACGAUGAGCUGGACUACUUCCAGGAGAACUCCGUUUGGCUGAGCGAUGUGGAGCGCGAGAAGUUCGAGAAGCUGAAGAGCGAGAUGCAGGACAUGAAGCACGGCAGUCGUCUGAAGCGCAAGAUCCGCGUGGACUUUGCUGGCCGGGAAUUGCCGGAGGAGCCGACCAUUUCCAAGGAGUACGAGCAGCAGGUGAUCAGCGAACUGGCGGCCGUGUCCAAAUCCUCGGGUGGCGGUUCCAACUGGAGUGCAAACUCGAUCACGGGCCACUCCGCCAUGUCGCUGGCACCCAACUUGGACAUGGCCAAACCGCCGGUCUACAAGCCCAGCAAGGAGUCCAAGACGUGGCCAGCUCCCGCGGCUGCCAGCGAUGGGCUGGAGAGGAUCUACAAUCGGGUGCAGGACAAGGAGCUGCUGGAAAUGCAGGACAUGCGCCAGUGCCUGUCGAUGCACCAGCCCUGGGCUUCCCUGCUCGUAGCGGGCAUUAAAAAGCACGAGGGACGCGUGUGGUACAGUGAGCAUCGUGGCAGAUUGUGGAUAGCUUCCACCUCCAAGGAACCGCAUGCCGACGACAUUGCCCAAAUGGAGGGCUUUUACAAGGUGCUUUAUGGCGAUCCGGAUAUCAAGUUCCCCAGUCAUUAUCCCACCAGCAGUCUGCUGGGCUGCGUCCACGUGGACAGUUGCCUGCCGCAGGAGGAGUACAGGGAGGUGUUUCCCAACGGAGAAUCCGAGAGUCCUUAUGUCUUUGUCUGCACCAAGCCAGAGCAGCUGAACAUUCUGCUUCCCGUUCAGGGCGAUCACAAGAUAUAUGAACUGCCGCUAAAAACUCACAUGGCCGCCUGCAAAACGUUGCUUAGAGCCAGGGCCAACAAGGGUUAAGGUUAAGGAUCAUUUUCAAAUACAUUCUUAUGCGCUGAAAGCCAGAAAUGCAUUGUGAAGGUUUUGUUUUUUAUUUAAAAACUAGAAAAAUUAUAAAUUCCUAGAGUUUCUCAGAAAAAUAAAUUGAAAUAGAUGGAUUAUUACCUUAUA
Molecule: messenger RNA, 1787 nt
Organism: Drosophila subpulchrella
Lineage: Eukaryota; Metazoa; Arthropoda; Insecta; Diptera; Drosophilidae
Product: activating signal cointegrator 1
Exons: 6
Coding region: 93-1637 (514 amino acids)
Biological process (GO): positive regulation of DNA-templated transcription
Cellular component (GO): nucleus
Molecular function (GO): transcription coactivator activity; zinc ion binding
Source: RefSeq, a predicted model, not a curated record